Molecule: messenger RNA, 966 nt
Organism: Anneissia japonica
Lineage: Eukaryota; Metazoa; Echinodermata; Crinoidea; Comatulida; Comatulidae
Product: E3 ubiquitin-protein ligase RNF34-like
Exons: 5
Coding region: 1-966 (321 amino acids)
Source: RefSeq, a predicted model, not a curated record
AUGAAGACGAUCAGGUUAGAUACUUCUUGGUUCGUCUCAGGUCCCGAAGGGAACCGAGAGGUAACCCUUCGCGACAGGUUGAGCGAGACCGGUUGGGAUGGGUGGAGGAUGAUCAAACGGGACGAGACCGACGACGCUGAAGACGACGACGACGACGAUGACGACCACGACGACGAUUCGAGCGACAAGAACCAGGACGUCAUUUUUCAAAGAGGACGUAACUCGGAUGCUCCUUAUACCAAAAGGAUCAAGUUCGAGGACGAAAACGACGACGACGCAAGCACCUCCCAAACUGUUGGAGUCGGCGACGAACGAAGAGAAGCUGAGACCGCAGAUGGCAAAGGAAACCUAACGGAAUUCUUUCCCGAGGACUCUCAACUUCCCGUCGACGACGAACGAACAGUCGGAGAAGGAAACCUCGCCGAUUACUUUCCGGGGGAUUCUCAGCUUCCAGUCGAAUCGUCGGACGAACAGGACAUUUCCGACCAAGACACGGUCGUUUACGGAGACGAAGAACUGGAACAGCAACUGGACGACUGGCUGUUCUCGAAAAUGUUGAAAAAUCAGUCUAUUAUCAGAAAAAGGACGGGGUCGAAGAUCCGUCGAAACACGAGGGCUUGGUCUCUGAUCGCCGAACUUCGCUUGGAAGAAGAUGCCGAAGACGAACGCCCGGAACGAAAAGAAGAGGAAGAAGGAGUUCGUGCGCCCGUCGAAAGCUAUGCGAACAAGGUACGCGUCGGCGACGACGACGACAACGACGACGAGAAAUCUCGCGGAGAUCUAUUGAGGGAACUUACCGAUCUCAAGGACGAGAUGUCGUGCAAGGUGUGCAUGGAUCGCGAUUCGAACGUCCUCCUGACUCCGUGCAACCAUCUCGUCUGCUGCGACUCGUGUUCCGUAAGGUUAGCGUCGUGUCCGAUCUGUCGUACAAAAGUAGGUGAAGUCGUCAAAGUUUACCACAGUUAG